AUGGACCCUUGCGCUGUCCUUCUCGCUGCCUCCUUGCACUACUCGUGUGGAGAGGCCACUGCUCUCCACUCUGCCUCGCUGCACUGCACUUAUUAUGGAGAGGGCUCUCUCCACGCUGCCUCAUGUGGAGAGGCACUGCUCUCCACGCUGCCUCAUGUGGAGACAGCGCUCUCCACGCUGCCUCAUGUGGAGACAGCGCUCUCCACGUUGCCUCAUGUGGAGACAGCGCUCUCCAUGCUGUCUCACGUGGAGACAGCGCUCUCCACUCUGCCUCAUGUGGAGACAGCGCUCUCCACGCUGCCUCAUAGUCUGUUCAGCUCACCCAACACUCCCAUCUUAGAGAACCCUGAGUACCAGACUCGAUGGUACUUCAAGUACUUCCUCGGCAAACUUCACCAGAACUACGUAGGCUGCCUAGGCGAGAAGGUGCCUCUGUUCCUGUCUGUGGUGCUGACCGAUGCCAACAACCAAUGUGUUCCUCAGUACAGGGCCAUCCUGUGGCGGAAGACGGGGGCACAGAAAAUCUGCUUAAGCUACUCGCCUAACAAGCCAAUGACUGUCAAGCAAAUCGUCAGCAACUUCCCUGGUAUGGACAGGCUGGAGAAGGGACCGAAGGAAAUCUUUGCCCCUGAGCUGCAAAAGGACCUGUUGCUGCUGGAGGAGCAGGAGGGAUCAGUUAACUUCAAAUUUGGAGUGCUCUUCAUGCACGCCGGUCAAACUUCCGACGACCAAAUCCUGAGCAACG
Hyalella azteca is the source of this 745-nucleotide messenger RNA. RefSeq names its product GTPase-activating Rap/Ran-GAP domain-like protein 3. NCBI's taxonomy places the organism in Eukaryota, Metazoa, Arthropoda, Malacostraca, Amphipoda, Hyalellidae. The annotation marks the transcript as partial. Gene Ontology annotation, molecular function: GTPase activator activity. Gene Ontology annotation, biological process: activation of GTPase activity; regulation of small GTPase mediated signal transduction. Gene Ontology annotation, cellular component: cytoplasm. The record is from RefSeq and is a predicted model, not a curated record. The transcript has 7 exons.